AUGGCCGACCAGUGCAUCGUCUGUCUGGAGCCCCUGGACGUCGAAACCAACACAACCCCACCGAGCCCUGCAGUGCAGGAGCUGCUCGAGAAGCUCAAAGCUCAGCAUGAACGCCUCGCCAUUGAGGACCCAGACGCACUCGCCCGAAUAAAUCUAAGGAACGAAUCUGCAUCCGACAACACCAGCCAUGUAGCCACAAUACCCGUUUGCGGUCACGUACUGCAUGAUAGCUGUUUGCAAGAAUGGAGCGAGAAGGCAAAUAGCUGUCCCAUCUGUCGUCAAACCUUCCAUCUUGUCACUGUUUACGAAAAAGUUGGAGGCAAGUACUUGUUCACCCGCCGAGUCGAGGACAAGAAGCAGGUGCCCGAAUUCGAUCCCCGAGCGCUGGCCGAUGAGAAUCCCCAGGAGCCAGAGCUACCCUCCAACCCCUGUCCUGUGUGCAACUCCGCCGACCAUGAAGAAGUCCUACUACUUUGCGAUGGCUGCGACUCCGCGUACCACACAUACUGUAUCGGGCUCGACAGGGUUCCGGCCGGCCAUUGGUUCUGCAUGGAAUGCGUCCACGCCUUUGGCCCUGAGAUCCUUCUCCAGCCUGAGAACGGUGAUGGUGAGGACGGCAUUUUGGGGGUUCCGAGGUACUUCUUUCCACGCACCCAGGCCAGCAUUCGACGUGCCAUGCAACGGGAUCGAUCAGACGACUGGCAUGGAGCCUGGGGCCGGAUCACAGGCCGGGUUUGGGAUGCAAUCGAAUUGGACCUCGACUACCAAGAUGAAGAAGACUCGGACCUUUUUGAGGGCUUGCGCCGGUCACGGCAAUUACGCGAACGGGAACGACUCGAGCACGAGCGAUGGCAACAGCGACUGAACAUAGCCAGCCGCUUGGGCGCACGAGACGUGUUUGCAAAUAACAUGCCCAGUCUGGUUGCACACACUGUAGAACACCCUGAGACCCCGCAACAGUCCGAGGAGCGGCUAGCCUGGGGCGCUUUUGAGAAGGCGAGAGAUGAGGAGGACCGUAAGCGAAGGCCGCGCUCGCGCUCGCCCGACCCCCAUGAAGAGCCACAUCACGAGCCUGAGCGGAAGCUGAAGCGACCGCGAACGAGACGGCUACUGACCCAGAGUGGCGAGUCAUCAUCCACCGUCAGGGAUCCAGGCCCAUCUGAUCGACAAGACCGAGAAUGCUCACCCCAAAGGGCACAACCAUCGAGGUCAGCGGAGGAGGCCCCCUCCUUUCUUUCAUCGCUGCUCAAGGAAGUUGAAAGCAGCACCCCGUCGAACGAAGAGCGCCUUAGAGACAUCUUUGUCCAUCCUCCUAAUAGCGAGCGGCAUGUAUCUCCCGUCGGGUCGCCAUCGCCCAGCCAUACGUCAACUACGCCUUUGAGCUCACAUAUAGAGCCCAUUUAUCAUCGGAUAAAUAUUCCAUACUCGCCGACGAGAGGAUCGUCACCCACAUCGAUCAAGCAAGCCAGAUCACCCUCACCAAUCGGCCAUCCGCAGAGGGCAGGGCAGUCUUCCCCCGAGAACAGCGACUCAGAGCCUCGCGGCCGUAAGCGGGAGCAUCGUCACCACGACACAUUGGAGCUUCGUCAACCGCAGCCUCGGCGGACAAGGCAUGCGGUACUGCAAAGAUCCCCACAUACGUCUCCCGCACGGAGUCCGUUGCCCUUUGAGAUGAAGCAGAGCAUCAGCAGGAUUGUGCGGAGCGCCCUGACCCCGCACUGGCGAUCUAGCCAGCUGACAGCAGAGCAAUAUGAAGCCAUCAACCGCGACAUCUCACGGAAGCUUUAUGAAGAGGUAAAGGACCCGACGACGGUCAAUGAAGAUACCAAACAGGGCUGGGAGAGGAUCGCGUCGCAGGAGGUUGCGCGCGCGGUCGCGUCUUUGAAGGCCUGA
Messenger RNA from Canariomyces notabilis, 1893 nucleotides. RefSeq lists its product as uncharacterized. Lineage: Eukaryota; Fungi; Ascomycota; Sordariomycetes; Sordariales; Chaetomiaceae. The transcript has 2 exons. The record is from RefSeq and is a predicted model, not a curated record. Bases 1 to 1893 code for a protein of 630 amino acids.